Molecule: messenger RNA, 3463 nt
Organism: Closterium sp. NIES-67
Lineage: Eukaryota; Viridiplantae; Streptophyta; Zygnematophyceae; Desmidiales; Closteriaceae
Source: the annotation of a GenBank genome assembly
GUACUGUAAUACAGGCAGACACUCAGCACAGCAGAUGGCAGAUGGCCCAACACAAGAAAGCUGGUGGGACAGUAGGGGGGUGCUGCUGCCCGUAAGUUGAUUCCACUAAUUCCAGGAAGGCGAUUGCAACGCGCGUCAGGCUGAGCGAUCGCCAGGUUGGACUGACGAUUAGCUUACGGUCUGGCCAUGGCUUAUGCAGCAAGAACCUGAUUUCGCGCUGUUCAGUUAAUGCUCACUCAAUGUUCAGCUCAGUUCAGUGCUGUUCUGUUCAGUCGAUCGGAAGUAUGUAAAUGUCAGGCUACUGCUUUGCUGCGAGGAGCAGUAAUAAUAGAUUCUUGAUAUCAUGCAGAGCAGCAACAGCGAACAUACAGAGUAUGCGCAACCCAAGAAGCCGGCAGAGUGUUCGUGACAGUUGUACCUUGCGACAAGUUUAGAUUUUCUUUCGUGCUUUUUUUUUUAAAUAUUUAUAUACAUAAUCAUCGGCGUCUCUAGCUUCUCUCUCGUAACGAGUGCCUCCUCCGUGGGGCUUUCGUCAACACUAAUAACCUCGUAGCUCCUCCGCGCGCAUUGGCCCUUUUCGCUCGUUUUCUCUCUCGUCCGUUCUUCCGUUCUCCCUCCAAUUUCCGCGUGAAUCCCGUCGGUUCCUGCGGUCAUAGCUCCGGCUCGCCCGCGCCUUUAGGGCAGCGCCGGCGGCGGCGGCGGCGGCGGAAGUGGAGGAGGAGGAGGAGGCGGAGGCGGAGAUGGGGAGCUGUUUCUCCGUUGAGACGCGGGUGGUUGGCGAGAAGCACUCUCCAAAAACAGCGAACCAGGCGCAACAACCGCAGCAGCAGCAGCAGCAGCAGCAGCAGCAGCAGCAGCAGCAGCAGCCGCACCAGCAACAGCAGCAGCAACAGCAGAAGCAGCAGCAAGAACAGCAAGAACAGCGGAGAACGGACGUCGAGCCCGGCACUGACAUCCCUCAGGGUCCGGAUCCUUCCGAGCCAAGUCAAGCCCACCCAAGCACUUCGAAUCCACUCGCGACUUCCCCCUCCGCUGCUGUGUCUGCUGCCUCCGCCCCCGCCGUUCCCCCUGCGGGGAAUUUCCGCUCCGCGGAUGGGGUCUCCCCCAAGGGCAGCGAGGGGGGGGUGAAUGGAGCUGGAAGAGCGAGCAGAAACAGCGGAAACAGCGGAGGCAGCAAGAGCAGCGCGGGCAGCAGAAAUAGUGGAGGCAGCAACUCCAACCAGCAGCAGCAGCAGCAGCAGCAGCCGAACUACCACCCGUCCAUAGCCAUCCCCCAGCCCGCCUCCCCCUCCUCCACCGCUUCCGCCACGUGUCCGAGCUCCAUUGGCGCGCCCAUCUCCCCCCCGGGGCCGGUGACGCUGCAAGACCAAGGGUACAACAACCAGCAGCAGCAGCAGCAGCCGCAGCAGCAGCCGCCGCUGCGGCCAGUGCUGCCCACGGCAGCAGACGACCUGGCUAACUACUGCAGCCACGCGUCAUCCCAGGGGCUUAGAUCGUUCUCCUACGGAGAGUUGAGGGAGGGCACGUGCGGGUUCAGAAAGGACCUUAAGCUCGGUGAAGGGGGGUUCGGAUCGGUGUAUAAAGGGGUGAUUGCGGUUGGGGGAGGUGGGGGGGGAGGGGGGCGAGGCGGGCGAGGGGGGGGUGAGGAGACGGAUGGGCGCAUGGUGGUGGCGGUGAAGAAGCUCAACGAAGACGGGCUGCAGGGCCACAAGGAAUGGAUGGCGGAGGUGAACAUGCUGGGCACGCUGCGGCACCCCAACCUGGUGACGCUGAUCGGCUACUGCAUGGAGGGCGGCUCGCGGCUGCUGGUGUAUGAGCUCAUGGAAGGGGGCUCGCUGGACCACUACCUCUUCGCAGACGAGGGAGCACCCCUGCCGUGGGGGCUGCGCAUGCGCAUAGCGCUGGGCGUGGCGCAGUGCCUGGUGUACCUGCACGAGAACCCGCACCGCCCCAUCAUCUACCGCGACCUCAAGGCUGCCAACGUGCUGCUGGACAAGGAUUUCAACCCGAAGCUGGCAGACUUUGGGCUGGCGAAGGACGGGCCAGUGGGGGAUAAGACACACGUGACCACGCAAGUGGUGGGCACGUAUGGGUAUGCCGACCCCGACUACCUCUUCACUGGGCACCUGACCCCCAAGAGCGACGUGUACGGCUUUGGGGUGCUUUUACUGGAGCUGCUGUCGGGCCGGCAGGCCAGCGACUUCCCCACGGACGAGGAAGACGAGUCGAGGAAGCGCAGCGGGGGGGCGGGGAGGGGGGGCAGCAGCGAGGUCCUGGAGGGGGAGCAGGCGGAGGACGACGAGGAGGAGGACGAGGGGGAUUUGCUGGAAUGGGCCGAGCCUAUGCUGGCGGAUCGGAAGCGGGUGGAGGAGGUGAUGGACCCGAGGCUCGGGAGGGAGUGGCCGGCUCGGGGGGUGCAGAAGGCGGCGCUGCUGGUGCUGCACUGCACGGCGAGGAACCCGUAUGAGCGGCCCAUGAUGAGUAGUGUGGUGAAGACGCUACGGGUGAUGCAGACGGGGUAUGUGUGGCCUCCCUUGGCCUCGGGGGGGUCUGCUGGUGGUGGUGGUGGCACGACGCCUAGGACGCCCAGGACACCCCAGUGAUGAGGCUGGGGCUGGGGCUGGGGCUGGGUUGACUCCUCAGAGGCUUCAAAUCUCGAGGUUUGGAGCUGCUGGUGCUGCACUGCGCGGCUAGGAACCCGUAUGAGCAGCCCAUGAUGAGUAGUGUGGUGAAGCCGCUACAGGUGAUGCAGACAGGGUAUGUGUGCCCACCGCCCUCGGCCUCAGGGGGGUCUGCUGGUGGCAUGACGCCUAAGGCGCCCAGAACGCCCAAAUGAGGGAGGGGAGGGGCAGAGAGGGAUCGGAGGGGGGUGUUUGAAGGCUGUCGGCUGUGGGGAGAUGUUCAAAUUGGAAGUGGUGGGAUGUGAGACGUGGGAGGUGUGGGGCGUGGGAUGUGGGAUGUGGGUUGUGGGAUGUAGGAUGUGUGAUGUGGUAGGAAUGGAGCAUAUGCGACAGUGUAGUGCACUGCCUAGCUGCUGCAGUGUUCAGAAGGCAGGGGGAGGAGGGAGCGAGCAUGCACGGCACAAGGCUGUACGGUGCAAUGGCUGUGACGAGAAGUGCUGGCCAGUGGGAAGGAAAUCAUAUCAUGGCGUUGUGGUGGGGCAGGUAGCACUGACGUGUGAGAUAAUCUAAGAGUUGAAGGGGGAGUUGGAUGCAGACAUGCAGUAGUAGCUGCCUGGUUUCUAACAUGAACGGUUAUGAACUGGGAUGUUAAUUUUUAGGAAAUCGAAUGGAAAUGUCUCGAAUUGAGAGAGACCAGGGAGAGGAGGUGGCAAGAAGAGGAGGUGAUGGUUUGGAGCACAAGAGAAGGGAUUUAAGUCUGGUUGGAAGAUCAGUGGGAUGUAAAUGCUGCUGAGUAUGCUGCUAGGCUUAUUUAUUGUGAGUGCUCAAAAGCCAGCUUAGGU